Molecule: messenger RNA, 651 nt
Organism: Botrytis byssoidea
Lineage: Eukaryota; Fungi; Ascomycota; Leotiomycetes; Helotiales; Sclerotiniaceae
Exons: 1
Coding region: 1-651 (216 amino acids)
Source: RefSeq, a predicted model, not a curated record
AUGUCUACUUCAUACACCAAUACCAAGUAUACGUGCGGCCAUGUUGUAGAGAAAGAAGCACCAAUUCGACAAUCAAGCGAGAAGCCUUCGCAAGAGCCCAAGGAGUCAUUGACACGCGCUUUGACUGGGAAAUUCAAGAAAGGUUUGAAGCGUGUUCUCACCUCAGGAGCUUCCAAGCCCACCAUGCGCUAUUCUAGAUUGAGGUGCCCAGCCUGUGCCCGCGAGGUCACCGCUACCUUCAAAUCUGACAAAUACGUAGGAUGGGUCGACGAAAACCCAGCUCCAAGCCGAGACAGCUCCCAGCCCGAAGAACGCAACCUCGAAGUUCGCCACAGCGAUGAGAUCCUCAGGGAAGAAAUCCACUCGCAAGAGCAGCUCGCACCUUUGGAGACCACCAGCGACUGGCGCCGUGAACAUGCUCGUCUUCUCCUCAGGGCUGUCGGCCGAGAAGCCCAGCGUCGCGAAGCUACUCAGCAGGUUCAAGAUCGAAAGGACACACUCGAUUCCCUCGAAGGACGUCGUCCCAGCAUCCAGCGUCGUCCCACUCUGCCCAUUGGUGGAGUUUGGGACUCCAAGGAGGAGGAGUCGCGACCCCAGUUCGACGAGCUCGACCUCUUCGGCUACAUUUCUUCAGACCCCGACAGCGAGUGA